Messenger RNA from Nilaparvata lugens (brown planthopper), 1941 nucleotides. Its product is annotated as prolactin regulatory element-binding protein. Gene Ontology annotation, cellular component: endoplasmic reticulum membrane. The coding region runs from base 158 to 1468 and encodes 436 amino acids. Gene Ontology annotation, molecular function: guanyl-nucleotide exchange factor activity; protein binding; GTPase activator activity. Gene Ontology annotation, biological process: protein secretion. Lineage: Eukaryota; Metazoa; Arthropoda; Insecta; Hemiptera; Delphacidae. The transcript is spliced from 8 exons. The record is from RefSeq and is a predicted model, not a curated record.
GUCUGUUCCGUACACAAACAUACGAAAGUCACACAACAUCUCAGCUCGUAUCAAUUAGGAAUGUGUGUAAACCCUAAUGAAAUUAGUAUUUUAAGUUCUUUAUUGUGCUGACCAAUAUAUUUAACUGUCUUCUAAUCAUUUUGAAAAUUCUAAAAAUAUGGCUCCGACUAGAAGAGGAAAUGAGGGUUUAUUAGCUCGUGUAAACUUUCCACUUUACACAGUACAGAUGCUUACCAGUCAUCACAUUAUUGUUGGUGGUGGUGGUGGUUCAUCAAAAACUGGGGUUGCCAACGGAUUUGAAAUAUUUGAACUUAUGUUUGAUGGGAAGAAAUUUGUUGCCGAAGAAAUGAUCCGACAUGAGACUGGACCGAGUGUAGUUAUGAAUUGUGCCUGUCAUUCAACUAGUAAGCGUAUGUAUCUUGUAGCGGGUCAAGAAAGCCAUUGUCAAUUGUAUAAUGUGAACGUUGAUAUAGUAGAAGACGACGAUUCCAGAAAUGUAUCACCAGAAGAUGAGGCAAACAACAGUUCAGUCAGACGUCGUCGUACUCUAUCUAAAAGUGAAAACGGAAAUAGCAAAUCAAAUCAUAGUAAGAGUAAUAAGGUGGAUAGUAGCAAAGACAUUCAACGACGAUUGAGAUUCAAUUUAAAACCAGAUGAGAGUGUUCAGUCCGACUUUAGCAAAGAAGAACCACUGCAGCGUGUGGUGAGAAUAUCGUUGGAUGGCAAUCUAAUGGCCACUGGUGGCACUGAUGGAGUGGUUCGCUUAUGGGAAUUUCCCUCAAUGAAACCGAAAUUCUCCAUGGAAGCUCAUGCGAAAGAGAUUGAUGAUCUUGACUUCAGCCCUGACAACAAAUCGUUAGCUUCAAUAUCAAAAGAUGGUCAGGCUUUUACGUGGUGCUGUAAAACGGGUAAAAAAUAUCAAAUUUUGUCAUGGACCACUCCAAAUGGGAAUAAAUAUCUCUAUAAACGAUGCAGGUAUGGCAUCGUGGAAGAGGAUAGAACAAGGUGUAGACUUUUCACUUUGGCGAACCCAGUUGCCAGGACCGGGAAGCAGUUGUCGUACAUCCAGAUGUGGGACCCGGUGACGGGCGAGUUGAAGAAGUCGUCGCUGAUCGAGGAAAGCCUAUCGGCGCUGGCUGUCCGUGAUGACGGCAGAUUCGCUGCUGUCGGCACCAUGUUCUCUGGCAGCGUUUUCCUCUACAUUGCCUUCAGCUUACAGAGAGUUAUGACUGUCAACAAUGCUCAUAGUAUGUUUGUGACUGGACUUGAAUUUUUGCCAGCUCUCUGUGAUAAUCAACCGUCCAUCACCACGUUAUCCGAAGCAGCUGUUAUUAGUAUAUCGGUCGACAAUAAAAUUUGCAUUCAUAGUUUACCUUUCAGACGGUCCUUACCGCCUUGGCUCGUGAUAAUGUUCAUCAUUGUCACAUUAUUCUUCACUUUUGUUUUCUGCAGCUAUAUGGGUCUAUAACGAAUUACUUUACCUGUAUUACAUUCCAAAAAAGAGACACUGUAUAUAAGUUUCGUUAUACGGACUGUUGACGUUUUUAAUCUCGAUUCAUUUAAAUGAGAAAAGUUUUGAAAGUUUCAGUGCCGGUUGCACAAAAGCCGGUUAAAUUUUAAUUGUGAUCAAUUCCACGAGAACCAAUCAGAGAAGCAGUCUUAUCAAGAAUGUCUUCUCUGAUUGGUUCUCGUGAAAUUAAUCACGGUUGAAAUUUAACCGGCUUUUGUGCAACCGGGCCUUGUGUUGAUUUUCAUAAAUUCUCAAUUUGAAAUCUAUGCUUUGUUUUUUAUGUAUCAUUCAAUAUAAUAUUGAAAGUUAUUGUUAUUCUAUACCCAAUAUUGUGAAUUAUGGCUUUGAAAUUUUUGGAAUAUUUAAUGAUUUUGUUGAUAAUUGUCGAUAUUUUAUGUUUAUUUCAUUACAAUUGAGUACGAUUCAUCAAA